This is a messenger RNA of Larimichthys crocea (large yellow croaker), 1370 nucleotides long. Its product is annotated as CMRF35-like molecule 3. The transcript is spliced from 6 exons. Lineage: Eukaryota; Metazoa; Chordata; Actinopteri; Sciaenidae. Gene Ontology annotation, cellular component: plasma membrane. The record is from RefSeq and is a predicted model, not a curated record. Gene Ontology annotation, molecular function: transmembrane signaling receptor activity. The coding region runs from base 93 to 1022 and encodes 309 amino acids.
GGAAAGGGAAGUGUAAGUCAUAGAGAUUACAGACAGUGGUUAGAGUGACCAGAUCACUCCUGCAGCAUUUGUCUUUGCUCGUCAUUUUCACGAUGAUGAAAAUCUAUGUGUACUCUUGUCUUCUCUCUGCUCUGAGUGUUGCAGAGAUGAAGUCUCUCACCGUAAAUGGAUGUGUUGGGAAUAAUGUGACAUUUAAAUGCUCCAACUGGAACGUUUGGAUAGAUGUAAAAAAUAAUGAGAAAUACUUUUGUAAUAGUCCAUGCUCAGAAGAAGAACACAUCAUCAGAGCAGCAUUUCAAAAGACUGGAAGGAAGAAUCGAAUAGAGAUAACAAACAGCGCAGACGGUUUAUUUGUGACUUUCACAAAUCUCCAAAAGUCAGACUCUAAGAAAUAUUAUUGUGGAGUGAACAGACUUGGCCUUGACCCUUGGAUAGAGGUCAAACUUGAAGUUACAGAUGCUGAGUCUACCACUCCCAGGACAACUCUGAAAAUGUUAGCUGUUACAAACAGCUCAGAUUUUAUUAGUGAUACGUCUACAUCAUACAUCAUCUAUUCUACUCCAGCAGUCGACUCUACUACAACUACUACUGCAUCAUCAACACAAGGAGCUGGAAAUGUAUUGUAUUUGAUCAUAUGUGUCAUUAUUAUAAUAAGCAUACUGAUGCUACUGCUGACACUUGUGUGGAAGAUGAAGAGAAAACAGCAGAAAAAAGAAAAACGAGUGCAUGUUGAGGACGUCAGACCUGAAGGACAGUCUCUGAACCAGCCAGCAGCGGUCCCUACACUCGGCUACUCUGCAGACUCAGACAGUGUCUAUGCUAAUUAUACUGAAAUAGCAGUUGAGAGUGUUAAUAACUACUCAGAAGAUGUUCCUUUAAGUCCAGUUUCCAGCGUUGUGUAUUCUGUUAUUCAACUACCCGAAAAGCAAAUUGAACACACUGAGCACUCUGAACCAAAUCAGUGUGAAUACAGUGAAAAUGACUCUCUCUAUUCCCUGGCUCAGCUACCAAAGACAAACUGAGUGUAGCUGGUGUAAUUAAAACUGCACACGUAAUUAGAAUCGGACAGCCACUAAUUUUACUAUAACAAUACAGUAAUGAUUCUAAAGAGGACGACCAAAAAAUGUCACAAAGAAAAGAAUAAAUGUGAUGUGUGAAAUGUUUCCCUUAAGAAUGCUGUCAGUGUCCAUGUUCUGUUUUUAUUUCUUUAGUUUUUUAAGUUGCUGUAUCUACAGUAGACAUGCUAACUCAGUGCUGUGCUACUGUGCUGUUAAAUUCACAGCCGUGCAUGUUAUCCUCUAUGUUUGAAUAUUGUACUUUGUUUUUCUGUCUGUUCAAACUGUGAAUAAAGAAUGUCUUUACUAGUUUAA